Solanum stenotomum is the source of this 2089-nucleotide messenger RNA. RefSeq names its product aminopeptidase P1-like. The coding region runs from base 79 to 2043 and encodes 654 amino acids. Lineage: Eukaryota; Viridiplantae; Streptophyta; Magnoliopsida; Solanales; Solanaceae. Gene Ontology annotation, molecular function: metalloaminopeptidase activity. The record is from RefSeq and is a predicted model, not a curated record. The transcript is spliced from 16 exons.
ACAAAUCAAUCUCUUGAUAAUACAUAACAAGUCAAGUCUCCCCUCUCUGCUCCAUUUCCAGAACGAGAGAAAGAGACGAUGGCGGACACUCUCGCAGCUCUGAGGUCUUUGAUGGCUUCUCACUCUCCUCCUCUCGAUGCUUUAAUCGUUCCUUCCGAAGAUUAUCAUCAGAGCGAAUAUGUUUCUGCACGAGAUAAGAGGCGCGAUUUUGUCUCUGGAUUCACCGGAAGUGCUGGUAUAGCGCUCAUAUCAAUGAAUGAAGCACUUCUGUGGACCGAUGGACGCUACUUUUUGCAGGCAGCUCAGCAGCUUAGUGAGCAGUGGAAGCUCAUGCGUAUGGGAGAAGACCCUGCACUUGAUAUUUGGAUGGCAGAUAAUCUGCCAAAGGAUGCAGCUAUUGGUGUUGAUCCAUGGUGUAUAUCAGUAGAUACUGCACAGAAAUGGGAGUGCGCUUUUGCUAAGAAACAGCAAAAGUUGGUUCCAACAGCUAGAAACUUGGUAGAUGAAGUCUGGAAAAAUCAGCCACCUGCCGAAACAAAUCCCUUGAUCGUGCAUCCUUUAGAAUUUGCUGGUCGCUCUGUUGCAGAUAAGUUGAAAGAUUUGAGAGCAAAACUUGUACAGGAAAAAGCUCGUGCUAUGAUAAUAACAGCACUUGAUGAAGUUGCCUGGUUGUAUAACGUCCGUGGCACAGAUGUAUCAUAUAGCCCCGUUGUUCAUGCAUUUGCUAUUGUAACAUUGAACUCGGCCUUCUUGUAUGUGGAUAAAAGAAAGUUGUCAUCUGAGGCAAACUCUUACAUGAAGGAAAAUGGAAUUUUUGUACGGGAAUAUGGUGACGUUAGCUCAGAUACAGUCUUACUUGCAUCUGAUCAACUCACUCCUUCCUCAGCUGAGAAAACUCCAGCCGGAUUGAAUACGGAGACUAAUUGUGGCAAGGGUACAGGAAAUGGUGAAAUUCAGACAGCAGAGUUUGUGAAUGACCUCAUUUGGGUUGACACUGGUGCAUGCUGCUUUGCUUUGUACUUGAAACUGAAUGCUGAUAAAGUCCUCCUUAAGCAGUCACCAUUGGCCCUUGCAAAAGCCCUAAAGAACCCUGUUGAGAUGAAAGGAUUGAAGAAUGCCCACAUUCGGGAUGGGGCAGCUGUCGUGCAAUAUCUCGCCUGGCUGGAUAGGCAGAUGCAGGAAAUCUAUGGGGCAUCCGGUUACUUUGCAGAGGCUGAGAGUAUGAGCAAGAACAAACUACCGGAUUUGAAACGACUUACAGAAGUUUCUGCAAGUGAUAAGCUAGAGGAGUUCCGGGCAUCUAAAGAGCAUUUUAGAGGGCUGAGUUUUCCAACUAUUUCAUCUGUUGGUUCAAAUGGAGCCAUUAUCCAUUAUUCACCCGAGGCAGAAACAUGUGCCGAACUUGAUCCAGAUCAAAUAUACUUAUGUGAUUCAGGAGCACAGUAUCUGGAUGGAACAACUGAUAUUACACGGACUGUUCAUUUUGGAAAACCUACUCCACAUGAGAAAACAUGUUACACUGCGGUUCUCAAAGGACAUAUUUCAUUGGGUAAUGCACGGUUUCCCAAUGGAACAAAUGGUUAUGCUCUUGACGUUCUUGCUCGAACUCCUUUAUGGAAGUAUGGGCUUGACUAUAGGCAUGGUACUGGUCAUGGGAUCGGGUCUUACUUAAAUGUCCAUGAAGGACCUCAUCAAAUUAGUUUCAGACCAUCAGCGCAGAAUGUGCCACUACAAGUUUCAAUGACAGUCACAGAUGAACCUGGUUACUACGAGGAUGGAAAGUUUGGUAUAAGAUUGGAGAAUGUGCUUAUUGUCAAAGAGGGCAAUACUAAGUUCAACUUUGGCGACAAGGGUUACUUGACAUUUGAGCAUAUAACUUGGGCACCAUAUCAGAGGAAGUUGAUUGAUGUUAGCAUUUUGGUGCCCGAAGAGAUCCAAUGGUUGAACGACUACCACUCUAAAUGCUCGGAAAUCCUCGCUCCUUAUUUGAAUCAAUCUGAGAUGGAAUGGUUGAAGAAUGCUACUGCACCCAUUGCAGCUUGAGAUGUUCAGUGCUCUUACCCUUUAUUGAAUAAAGUUUGUAAAAUUC